Helobdella robusta is the source of this 945-nucleotide messenger RNA. RefSeq lists its product as hypothetical. NCBI's taxonomy places the organism in Eukaryota, Metazoa, Annelida, Clitellata, Rhynchobdellida, Glossiphoniidae. Bases 1 to 945 code for a protein of 314 amino acids. The transcript has 5 exons. Gene Ontology annotation, cellular component: cell surface; membrane. Gene Ontology annotation, biological process: cell migration. The record is from RefSeq and is a predicted model, not a curated record.
AUGAAAGUUUUGUAUUUAGUUUUGAUCGCGUUUGUUCUGCUGUUAAAUGUCUCUAGCGGGGAAGAUCAGGAUUUGAACAACAACAAUAAGAAUGAUGAUGACAGCCCAUAUUCUGGUGAUUAUAAUUUUGAUGGUGAUGACGAAGAUGAAGAUGAUCAAUACGAUGACGAUCAGGAAGGUGGCGACUAUGAUGAUGUGGAAGACGGACAGGCCCCUAAGAAUCACCCUGCCAAUAACGACAAUAACAAUCAUCUCCCAGUAGAUGAUGAUGAUGAUCACCGUAGUAAUGCCUUUAAUAACAAUAACAAUAGUAUUAUGAAUAAUAAUAAUGUGGACAACAUUGGUCCUGAUUUCAAUAGUUUUAUUAGUAAUGAUGGCGAAGAAGAUGACGAAUACGAUGGGGAUGAUGAUGAUGAAGGUGGAGAUGAUGAUGAUGAAGAUGCCAGUGGAGAUUUGGACCCCAACAGCCCAGACCAAACAGACCCCACCUCACGAAAUGACAUUGACAAAAAUGAAGAUGGUGAUUUUGAGGAAGAAGAAGAAGAUGAUGAUGAAGAUGACGACGACGACGAUCGUGAUGAUGUUUUGAAGGGAGAUACUGGAGAUAUUGGUGAUAAGAAAGUUACACAUAGUCAAAAUAAUAAGAAUAAUGAUGAUGAAAAAAGUGAGCAAGAAGAACAAGACAAUCACCUGUAUAGUGGAAUCAAGGGCUUGGAGGAUGAUGCUGAUGGAAGUUCAAUAUUUAAUUCGCCAGUCAUUCUAGCCUUGAUAAUAGGCGGAGUCAUUCUAAGCAUGCUCAUCUUUGUCCUCGUCGUCAUGUUCAUUGUCUAUCGACUCCGUAAAAAGGACGAGGGCAGCUACGCUCUGGACGAGAAUCUCAAGAAGAAAUCCAAAAACAUCGAAUACACCAAGGCACCACAGGCACAUAACGAGUUUUUCGCAUAA